This is a messenger RNA of Salvelinus namaycush (lake trout), 8777 nucleotides long. RefSeq names its product serine/threonine-protein kinase MRCK alpha-like. The transcript has 39 exons. The record is from RefSeq and is a predicted model, not a curated record. Lineage: Eukaryota; Metazoa; Chordata; Actinopteri; Salmoniformes; Salmonidae. Gene Ontology annotation, biological process: actomyosin structure organization; peptidyl-threonine phosphorylation. Gene Ontology annotation, molecular function: ATP binding; protein serine/threonine kinase activity. The coding region runs from base 255 to 5540 and encodes 1761 amino acids. Gene Ontology annotation, cellular component: actomyosin; cytoskeleton; cytoplasm.
UUACAUGGCUCACUCACCUCCGAGAUACUCUAUAUAUACCUUUGUGAGAGGUGGAUCAUGAUAGUUCUAUUUUAGCUCGCUAUUAGCUUGCUUGCCUCAAAGUUUUUAUUCAUUUUGCUACAAGGUGAGACAGAGACACGCUAAGCGAACUUCUUCUGUUCGUCCCUGGUCAGCCUGAAUAUAAGGCUUAGCUAACUAUUUAAGUGAGUUAAUAUAAUUUCCUCUACUAGCAUCACCUGACUACAGUUUGAAUCAUGUCGGGAGAGGUCCGUUUGAAGAAACUGGAAAAGAUGAUCCUUGACGGCCCAGCUCAGUCAAAUGACCAAUGCCUUAGCGUGGAAACGCUAUUGGAUAUCCUUAUCUGCCUUUAUGACGAGUGCAACAACUCACCCCUCAGAAGGGAGAAAAACAUCUUGGAGUUUCUGGAUUGGGCCAAACCCUUCACCUCCAUGGUCAAACAGAUGCGCCUACACAAGGAGGACUUUGAGAUCCUCAAGGUGAUUGGACGAGGAGCCUUUGGAGAGGUUGCUGUGGUUAAGGUGAAGAAUGCAGACAAGGUGUUUGCCAUGAAGAUCCUCAAUAAGUGGGAGAUGCUGAAGAGAGCUGAGACGGCGUGUUUCCGGGAGGAGCGCGACGUGCUGGUGAACGGGGACAGCCAGUGGAUCACCACCCUGCACUACGCCUUCCAGGACGACAACUUCCUGUACCUGGUGAUGGAUUAUUAUGUGGGUGGGGACCUUCUCACCCUGCUUAGUAAGUUUGAAGACAGGUUGCCGGAGGACAUGGCAAGAUUCUACCUGGCUGAGAUGGUGCUGGCCAUCGACUCAGUGCACCAACUGCAUUACGUCCACAGGGACAUCAAGCCAGACAACAUCUUGAUGGACAUGAACGGUCACAUUCGCCUGGCUGACUUCGGUUCCUGCCUCAAACUCAUGGAGGACGGCACGGUCCAGUCGUCAGUUGCCGUGGGGACCCCGGACUACAUCUCUCCGGAGAUCCUGCAGGCGAUGGAGGAUGGGAAGGGGAAGUACGGUCCAGAGUGUGACUGGUGGUCCCUGGGGGUCUGCAUGUACGAGAUGCUGUACGGGGAAACCCCCUUCUACGCCGAGUCACUAGUGGAGACCUACGGCAAGAUCAUGAACCACAAGGAGCGUUUCCAGUUCCCCCUGCAGAUGACAGACGUGUCCGAAGACGCCAAGGACCUCAUCCAACGCCUCAUCUGCAGCCGGGAGCACCGUCUGGGCCAGAACGGCAUCGACGACUUCAAAUCUCACCCCUUCUUCUCUGGCAUUGACUGGGACAACAUCCGUACGUGCGAGGCCCCCUACAUCCCAGAGGUCAGCAGCCCCACAGACACCUCUAACUUUGACGUGGACGACGACUGUCUCAAGAACUCAGAGACGAUGCCCCCUCCCUCACACACUGCCUUCUCUGGACACCACCUGCCCUUCGUAGGUUUCACCUACACCAGUAAAUGUACCCUGUCUGACCGGGGCUGUCUGAGGGAGGCAGGCGGUAGCAGUCAGACACAGAUGGAUGUAUGUCUCCAGCGCAGUCUGGAGGAGAGUCUGGCCACCGAGGCCUACGAGAGGAGGAUACGACGCCUAGAGCAGGAGAAGACUGAGCUCAGCCGCAAGCUACAAGAGUCCACCCAGACAGUCCAGGCCCUGCAGCAUGUAUCAGGAGAAGGACCUGCACCCGUCCCCUCUAACAAGGAGGUGGAGAUCAGGAGUCUGAAGACUGAGAUUGACAUCCUCAAGAAAAAGAUAGCAGACUCAGGUCAACAGGAACAUGAGUUGGAAGAAGCUUCGUCAGUCCGUAGAGAAAUGGAGGAUUCAUCUAAACACAUCAGGAACCUGGAGAAACAGAUGAAGAGUCUCAACCUGGAGAAGGACGACCUGCACAAGGACUUCAUGGAGGCCAGUGGCAAGAUGAAGAGUCAGUCUAAGGAGUUGAAAGAGGCCCACAGCCAGAGGAAGCUGGCCAUGCAGGAGUUCUCCGAGCUCAACGAGCGUCUGACUGACCUCCGAUCAGCCAAGCAGCGCCUGGGCCGUCAGCUCCGGGACAAGGAGGAGGAGAUGGAGGGUUGGUCCCAGAAGGUGGAGGCUCUACGGCUGGAGGUGCGCAAGGCCGAGCGGGCCAAGAAGGAGAUGGAGUCCCAGUCUGAGGAGCAGACAGCUGAUGCUCAGAAGGAGAGGAAACUGAGAGAACGCUCCGAGCAGUACAGCAGACUGUUAGAGGAGGAGCUGGACGGACUCAAGAAGCAGAUGGGGCCGUCAGCCUCGGUGGUGGGCUCGGACCAGAGCCAGGAGGUGGGGAAGCUGCGGGCCGACCUGGAGAAGAAGACUGGGUUCUACGAGGAGGAGUUGAGCAGGAGGGAAGCGCAGCACGCCAACGAACUCAAGGUCCUCCGCAAGGAGCUCCGCGACGCUGAGGGACAGCAGCUCACCUUGCAGAAGGAGAUCCUGGUCCUCAAAGACAAACUGGAGAAGACGCGCAGGGAGAGCCAAAGCGAGCGGGAGGAGUUUGAGAUGGAGUACAAGCAGAAGUAUGAGCGGGAGAGAGUCAUUCUGACCGAGGAGAACAGGAAACUCUCCAAUGAACUGGACAAGCUGACGCCUAUGUUUGAGAAGCUGAGCAGUAGCAACAGACAGCUGGAGGAGGAGAUGAGGGAGCUGGCUGACAAGAAGGAGAGUGCUGCUCACUGGGAGGCCCAGAUCACUGAGAUUAUCCAGUGGGUGAGCGAUGAGAAGGAUACACGAGGCUAUCUCCAGGCUCUGGCCAGUAAGAUGACUGAAGAACUGGAGGGCCUGAGGAACACCAGCCUGGGAGCCAGGGCUACGGACAUGCCGUGGAAGGUGCGGAGGUUUGCUAAGCUGGACAUGUCGGCCCGUCUGGAGCUGCAGUCUGCCCUGGACGCUGAGAUCAGAGCCAAACAGACCAUCCAGGACGAACUGAACAAAGUCAAGGCCUCCAACAUCUCCACUGAGUGUAAACUGCAGGAGUCGGAGACUAAGAACCAGGACCUGCUGGCUGAGAUGGAGAGGCUGAAGAAGGAUACAGAGGAGUUCCGCCUGCGUAGAGGUGUGAAACACCAGGACUCCCAGAACUCUUUCCUUGCCUUCCUCAACGCCCCCACCUCAGCCCUGGACCAGUUCGAUGUGGACUCUGUGGAUAACUUCACUCCCUCCAACACCCCAUCCAGGGACGAGGACUCCAAAAAGUCUCGCUCACGGUCGCCCUCCAUGGCCAGCGACGUAGAGCCUAUUGAGUUGAUAGACCACCCCCCACGCACAGUCCAGACCCCCACCAUGCGACCAGGAGGCUAUGGUAGUAUCGGCCGCUCAUCACCCAAGCCCAAAGCCCACCAGUUUGUGGUGAAGUCCUUCAGUGCUCCCACCAAGUGUAACCAGUGCACCUCUCUGAUGGUGGGACUCAUUCGCCAGGGCUGCACCUGUGAAGUGUGUAACUUCUCGUGCCACGUGACGUGUGCUGACAAGGCUCCAGCGGUGUGCCCCGUGCCACACGACCAGACCAGGGGGCCGCUGGGCAUCGACCCUCAGAGGGGUAUUGGCACCGCCUACGAAGGACACGUCAGAGUGCCCAAGCCCACCGGGGUGAAGAGGGGUUGGCAGCGGGCGGUGGCCGUGGUCUGUGAUUUCAAGCUGUUCCUGUACGAGCUGGGAGAGGCCAAGACCACAACGCCCAGUGUGGUCGUCAGUCAGGUCAUAGACAUGAGGGAUGAGGAGUUUUCAGUCAGCUCUGUUCUGGCGUCGGACGUCAUUCACGCCAGUCGCAAGGACAUCCCAUGUAUAUUCAGGGUGACGGCAUCCCAGCUCUCCCCCUCCUCCAGUCACAAGCCUUCCAUCCUGAUCCUGGCCGACAGCGACCACGAGAGGAACAAGUGGGUGGGGCUUCUCAACGAGCUGCAGCGCAUCCUCAAGAAGAACAAGCUGAAGGAGCGCUUCGUCUACGUGCCCAAAGAGGCCUACGACAGCACGCUACCGCUCAUCAAGACCACGCAGUCUGCCGCUAUUAUAGAUCACGAGCGUGUUGCCUUGGGCAACGAGGAAGGCCUUUAUGUCAUCCAUGUCACCAAAGAUGAGAUCAUCCGUGUUGGGGACAAUAAGAAGGUCCACCACAUUGACCUGGUCCCCCAGGAGCAGCUCCUAGCGGUCAUCUCCGGCCGUAACCGUCACGUCCGUCUCUUCCCCAUGGCCGCGCUGGACGGACGGGAGAUGGACUCCUACAAGCUGGCCGAGACCAAGGGCUGCACGGCGCUGGUGUCCGGCUCCGUCCGAAAUAACUCCUUCACCUGUCUGUGUGUGGCCAUGAAGAGACAGGUCAUCUGUUACGAGGUGAACAAGAGCAAGGCACGUCACCGCCGGCUGCAGGAGCUCCAAACCCCAGGUCCUGUCCAGUGGAUGGGUCUCCUGAGCGAGCGGCUGUGUGUGGGCUACCAGGCUGGCUUCACACGCUACAGCAUCCACGGGGACUGUGCCCCGGUCAGCCUGUUGCACCCCGAGGACCACACCCUAGCCUUCAUAUCCCAGCAGGCCCUGGACGCGCUGUGUGCCGUGGAGAUCUCCUCCAAGGAACUGCUGCUCUGCUUCUCAGCCAUAGGCGUCUACGUGGACUCGCAGGGCCGCCGCUCGCGCCAGCAGGAGUUGAUGUGGCCCGCCGUGCCCAACUCCGCCUGUUACAACGCCCCCUACCUGUCAGUGUACAGUGAGAAUGCUGUGGAUGUUUUUGAUGUCAACACCAUGGAGUGGAUUCAGACCAUACCAUUGAAGAAGGUGCGACCUCUGAACCCUGAUGGAUCCCUGAACCUCCUGGGUCUUGAGACUGUGAGGCUCAUCUACUUCAGAAACAAGACUGCAGAGGGUGACGAGUUGGUGGUUCCUGAGACGUCAGACAACAGCAGGAAGCAGAUGGUUCGCAGCAUGAACAACAAGAGACACUUCUCCUUCAGAGUCCCUGAGGAGGAGAGGAUGCAGCAGAGGAGGGAGAUGCUGAGAGACCCAGAGAUGAGGAACAAGCUGAUCUCCAACCCCAUCAACUUCAAUCACGUGGCCCACAUGGGACCUGGGGACGGCAUCCAGAUCCUCAAAGACCUGCCCAUGAACGUGCGUGUUCAGGAGAGUCGUGCUGCAGGCUUCAGUGGCUCCGUGUCCAUCCCCUCCAUCACUAAGAACAGAGCCGAGCCGGGACGGUCCAUGAGCGCCAGCAGUGGACUGGGCAUCCGUUCGUCAUCUCAGAACGGCAGUGCGUUGAGGAGAGAGCUGUCUGGGGGUAGCUACAGCUCUAAGCGCCAGACCAUGACCUCUCCCUCCGAGAGCUCCUUGUCCUCCGGAGGGGGUAUGGACGGCUGCAGCGACGCACCCCUCUCCCAAUUCGACAGAGAGGACUCUGACUCACCCCGUCACUCGACGGCGUCCAACAGUUCUACGUUCAGCAGUCCCCCCAGCCCGGCCUCACCCCACAAGACCAAGUCCCUCUCUCUGGAGAGCACAGACCGCAUGACCGGCUGGGACACAUGAGUGACAGACAGCACACCGCUCCAAUCCCUGACCCUCACCGAGCCCUGGGCCCCGCCCCCUCCCCUGGCUCCGCCUAUCCCCUGCCCACGGAACUGCACCUGCUGCCAUAGGCCCCUCCCACUUACUUCACCUUUGACUGGAACUGAGAUCUAGAAACAAACACAGGGAAAGGAAGUGUUUGACCAAGAAGGAAAUACUAGGAGAAGAUAUGUUAGUUAAUGCGCGGAAGAGUGUGUGCGUGCUUGCAAAUGUUUGUGUGGACGCCUGUGUGUGUGUUUUUUUGAGGGGGGCAUACAAUAUAGGAAUGAAAAUUGACACAUCCUUCCAUCUGCUUUGUAGCUGAUAGCUAGAAUAAGCGAAGCGCUAAGUUUAAUUGAAAGUACUUUUGAUUACAGCACUACUAGCCCCGUGUUGAGUAUCUCCCCAUGUAAUUGGCAACUCCUGUAAAGAGUCACAAACCUCAAGUAGAGACAAGAAGAAGAGGAUGGAACAAUAACAGAUCAUUUGAUACGUGUACAUAGCAUCCUUUGGGUUUGGGGGACCACCUUUUAUUUAUUAAUCAGAACAGGGUGUUUCACAGAGGAUGUUUCCUCUUUCUUUCGUUUGCUUUCUUCCGGAACGGUAGUUAAUAUCAGAAGAGGGGGGGGCAUUCCAUUGACAAUACAAGGCUCACAACAACAACAAAAAGCAAUGAUGUUUAUUUUUCUCAUGAAAGUGAAAUAUGUGCAGUGACUUCAUUUGUUUGUACCAUCAGUGAAAAGCUACAGUAAAGCAGUGCAAAAAAUACAACUAUGAUGAGGGGUAUUUUAACUCUAGGUUGACCCCUGACCUUGCGUGCUUCACGUUCUAGAAUUCUUAGGGACAGCAGCGUUUAGAAGCAGACCGAACAUUCUAUGAUGACAUCACAGCUCCUUCUGCCACUUCCUUAUGACAUGGCCAGUGACCUCAUCCACUGAACUGGGACCAUUCUCUGUGUAGUGUAGACCUAGUACCGUAAUAGACCAACCACCAACCAAUUACAAAAAGCUGAUUCCCAUCACAAUGUACAUAAGUUAAAAGUAGAGAAUAAUAUAUAAGGGAAAUACUAUAGAGAAAUACGUGAUGGGAGAAGAUCUGGGAUUCCUUUUUAUUUUUUGAGAAUGAUUUGGGGUUAUAUUCACACGAAAGCCAUUUUAAACCACAGUUCUUUUUAUGAUUGCUUUUAGAUUUUUUUUUUUUUUACAAAUUUAUUUUAUUUCAUGUAUGAGACAAACCGUCGAGUGUUAUUUUGAUUUGGGUUUGAGGAAACUCUUAUGGGUCACAUGGACCCGUGCUGUUGAGUGAAUAUGUGCAUUUAUUUUAAGCUAGUAGUCACAUAUGCAUUCACACUUAGACACACAGGUGUUUCCCCCUCCACUCUUUCCACUAUGAUCCAGUUAGAUCAGUUGAGGAGGAUGUAUAUUCCCUGUGGUACCAACCUGUGAACCUCAAAUAUGUUCCUUUGACUUCUAACAGAGAUUUUGGAAAGCUUGUUAUAACCAAAAAAGAAUGACUUGAAUCUUGAGUCUUCAUUAUUUUUCAGAGAGCCUUGCUUAUUUUUCAGAAUGUUCCGAUAGAUUAGGGGGAAAAGGAGACACUACAAUUGUAAAGAGAUGUUGAUUUGACUAAACAGACACCGCUGGGCUGAAAUGGAGGUUUAAAAAUGUAAAAGAAUUCUAGGGUGACAAGGCCAACGCGUCAUUUCUGUUACAAAUUGUCAUUGUUAUGUUCUUACUAUCAACUGGUAAUCUGUGUAUUGCUGUCUGCUAAUGCAAUCACUUUCAUGUAGACCAAAACUGGGGUCCAUUACAUUUUAAUUCGGUCAACUGAAGUCCCAUUCUAAUUCUCCUCAAUGCUUCUCGGAGACGGAAUUUCUGUUUACUUACCUGAAUUGAAAUGUAAUUGACCCCGACCCUAAUGCACACCACAAUGGUGUGGAUCCUAUUUAUGUCGAACUGAAACAAUAGUUGACUUGCUAUUGUUUCUGAGCAUUGGUCAUGUGCUUAGAUCAACUGCCUCUUCUCUCUGAAGAGGAGACUCUUAUUCUGGAAAAUAAAUAUUUUCAUGUCUAAUGAGGAAUUGUUUCUAUGUUACAGACCAUUUAAUGAUUUACUAUUGUUACUUACUGCUGAAAUGGACCUUCUGUUGAGGUGUACCAAGUAGUAUACAUGGCAGGUUAUCUUCAGCUAUCCUAUUAAGUGUAUAAAAAGAUGACACACAAAUUCCUGCCAUUGGAGUCUUAAAUCUUAACCCUAAACCACAAUUCUAUUCUGUUCCCUUGUAAAAUACAGCCAUGCAUCUCUAGCCUGCUCGUGCCACGUGUUUUUGAAAACCAUUUUAUAAUGAGGUUGAAAAAUAAGAAUUUCUCUGGAAGAGUCAGUCUCGCUAAGCUGGUUUUACUCAACCGUCUCAACUUAACUUAUUCACCUCUCUUAACAUUUCCUUUUAAGCUACCAAGUCUCCCUAUUCAUAUCUGCUGGACCUUGUCUGUAGAAUGUAUUUGCUGAGAAAGAGGACAUAGCUUAGUCUGAGUAUUUUAGACCAGGCUUUAAAUUGUACAUCCCACUUCUUUAAAAAAAAACUCAGGAAUGUCACGACCAAUGAUUAUUUUCAUCCUAACAAUGAAAAUGAGUGUGACAGAACAGUCUACACUUGGGAAAUAAGAGCUGAAUUUAGUCGCAGUGUAGUUAGGUGUAAGGGUCGAACAAUUCAGCUGGAAGAAAAGAGUACAACAGAAAAAAGGAGGAAGAAAUCAGAAGUGUUUUGAAUCGAGGAUGAGGGGUGAAAGGCCAGAUGGAGGGUAGUAGUUUGAGGCUGAGGUGCCACCAUAUUUUUUUUAAAGAAAAAGCCUUUGCAUUUCAGUGAGGUCUUAAGUUCCUUCUAUAUUAUUUACCUCUUUCAUAUCAUAUUACACUUUCUUUUUUUAUAGGAUAGCUUUGUAAUAAUUUGUACAGUUUUGCAUGUUAUAGAUGUAAUCAUUUUUUUGUUUUGGAUUAGUUUUUAAUUUUGACUUGUUCAUUUUAUUUGAACAGUUUGGGAGUUUUACUGAGGAUACCCACUACAGGUGAUGUAGAUUCUUUUUGCACAGAAAUAUUUAAGGUGUAAGGUCAAACAAAUAAUGUAUGGAAACUGGCUCAUUAAGAAGAGAGCUCAUUAUAUUAACCUGACUCCGAUGUAUUUCAAUAAAACGGAGGGCUGUUACAAAUACGGCUUCACUGA